AUGGGUAUCCAGCACGUCACAUCCCUCGCCCAGCUCGAGGAGGUCUUUGCCGCCAACACCUACGUCGUCGUCGACUUCUUCGCCACCUGGUGCCCGCCGUGCAAGGCCAUCGCGCCCGUCUACGAGAAGCUCGCCGACAAGCACGGCGCCGCCGGCAGCUUCGCCUUUGCCAAGGUCAACGUCGAGGAGGCCACCGACGCCGCGCAAAAGUACAACAUCACCGCCAUGCCCACCUUUCUCUUCUUCAAGGACGGCAAGCAGGUCAUGGUCCACGGCCAGCUCGACAUCAAGGGCGCCAACCCGCCCGCGCUGACGGCCGCCGCCGAUAAGAUUGGCGGGCUGGCCGCCGCGCGCCCAACCGAGGCGGACGCUGGCGCGGCGUAG
Akanthomyces muscarius is the source of this 384-nucleotide messenger RNA. RefSeq lists its product as uncharacterized. The transcript has a single exon. The coding region runs from base 1 to 384 and encodes 127 amino acids. Lineage: Eukaryota; Fungi; Ascomycota; Sordariomycetes; Hypocreales; Cordycipitaceae. The record is from RefSeq and is a predicted model, not a curated record.